GCACCGUUAUUCCACGGGACGGUGCGUCGGCUCAGCCGCCUGCACACGCUGGACACCGCACACCCGCGCUGCAACUUUGGAUAAACUUUUACGCAUCAGGGGCGCGAGGAACUUUUGUUUUUCCCCUCCUUUACUGGAUAUUUUUAAGAUUCUGCUGUGAAGAGACAGUUUGAGGAGUUGAAGAGAAACUUCCCGUGGUCCUGCAGGAAUCCGUCUUCUCCCCUCACUGGAUAUACUUGCAGCGGGUGCGCAGCGCAGGAGAGGCGGACACCUCUGGAGCGGGUUCUGGACGCAGGAGGAGCCGCUGCUUUGUUUCACCCGCUGACUUUUUUGUUCUCUGGCACUUUUCUACGAUGCUUUAGUGACUCGCACAACCCGAGUAAAGUUGAUGCGUCAGCGGCAUGGACUCUGUCUGAGAAAGGUGGACCGGCUCACUGACCAUGGCGCACGCAGGUAGGGCUUCGGGCCGGUUCCAUUUGGUUCUCCUGGUGCUGUGGACUCUGUCGCAGUACUCCACGUCCAGCCAAGUCCGCCAAGAGUUCCAGGUCCUGGAGGAGCAGCCCGUCGGCACCUAUGUGGGCUCGAUAGAGACCAAGCCCAGCUUCACGUACCGCUUCAGCGAGAACCACAAACUUUUUGCCAUCAACGGCACCACGGGGCUCAUCUACACCUCGUCUGUGAUUGACAGGGAGGUCCUGCAAAGCGAUGUGAUCAACGUGGUGGUGCUGUCCAGUCAGCCCACCUACCCCACCGAGGUCCGGAUAGUCGUGCUGGAUAUUAACGACAACUCACCGGUGUUCCCGGACGCGUCCAUCGUCGUGUCCUUCAAGGAGGACGCGAGCAGCGGCCGGCAGGUAAUCCUGGACACCGCCACGGACUCAGACAUCGGGAGUAACGGGGUCGAUCACACCACGUACAGGAUCGUGAGGGGCAACGAGCAGAGGAGAUUCCGCUUGGAUAUUACAGUGAAUCCCAGUGGAGAGGGGGCUUUCUUACACCUGGUUUCCACCGGAGGCUUGGACAGGGAGGUCACCCCCUUCUACCAGCUCCUGAUCGAGGUGGAGGACAAAGGGGACCCCAAAAAGUUUGGCCACUUGCAAGUAAACGUCACCAUCCAAGAUAUAAACGACAACCCCCCUGUGUUUGACCAGGAGCAGUAUCAGACCAGUGUUUUUGAGGACGCAGCCGUGGGCUCUAGUGUUCUGCAGAUCACAGCUUCAGACCAGGAUGAGGGAGCCAAUGCUGAGAUCAGGUACUUUUUAGAUGAGGGGACCCCUUUCCAGAUUGACCCCAAAGUUGGUACUAUCACCAUAAAAGAGGUUUUGGAUUUUGAGAGUAAGAGAGAGUAUUCUCUGACUAUUCAUGCAGUGGAUAACGGGGUGCCCGCCCUGUCAGGCAGGACAGAGGCCACUGUUAAACUGUUAGAUGUGAAUGAUAACGACCCUGUGGUGAAGUUUAGGUAUUUUCCCACUACUUCUAAGUUUGCGUCUGUGGAUGAAAACGCACAGAUCGGCACAGUUGUGGCUCUGCUCACCGUUUCAGACUCAGACUCCCCCACAGCUAACGGCAACAUAUCUGUUUCCAUCUUAGGAGGCAACGAGCAGAGGCACUUUGAAGUGCACACGUCUCCGGUGCCCAAUUUAAGUCUGAUCAAAGUAGCCAGCGUGUUAGACAGGGAGAGAAUUUCCUCAUACAACCUGACUGUGUCUGUGUCCGACAAUGGCAAACCCAUGGCCCGCUCCUCCUUCGCCAGUCUGGUCAUUUUUGUGAAUGAUAUCAAUGAUCACCCCCCCAUAUUUCAGGAAACGCUGUACAGAGUAGAUAUCAGUGAGGACGUUCCAAAAGGCAGCUACAUUAAAGGGGUCUCAGCAACAGAUGGUGACUCAGGGCAGAAUGCCAACCUGCGCUACUCCCUGGUGUCUGGAAACGCUUUGGGCUGGUUCUCCAUCAGUGAAAACAGCGGUCUGGUUACCAGUGCAGCUUUGCUGGAUCGGGAAAUAGCAGCUGAAAUUGUGCUCAACAUUAGUGCCAAAGACCAGGGGCUGCAGCCCAAGAUUUCUUACACUAAACUGAUAAUCAACAUCACUGAUGUGAACGACCAAGUGCCCACAUUCACACAGAGCACAUAUCAUGUUUCCCUGGUGGAGCACGCUCCUGCUGGCACCGAGCUGCUGCUGCUCUCUGCCUCAGAUGACGACCUCGGGGCCAAUGGAACUAUCCGGUUCUCGUUUGAUGCAGAGACUCCCGCCAGUGUCCAGGAGCUGUUUCGCCUGGAUGCUGCGUCAGGCCGAUUAAGCACAGCCGUGGAGCUAGACAGGGAGGAUCAGGCCUCCUUCUUACUCCACAUCCAGGCAGCAGACGCAGGCAGCCCCCCUCUGCACUCUGUAGGGAAAGUCAACAUCACCCUGAGGGAUAUCAAUGACAAUAGGCCAGUCUUCUACCCCGUGCAGUAUUUUGCCAAUGUGAAGGAGAAUGAGCCCUCGGGUUCUUAUGUAACCACCGUUUCAGCCACAGAUCCCGAUUUAGGUCGAAAUGGCACAGUCAAGUAUAUAAUUACGGCCGGAGAUGCAUCCAAAUUCCGCAUUAAUAGCAACAUGGGGAAAAUUACCACUCUGGUGCCCCUGGAUAGAGAAGAGAAAACUGCUUACCAGCUGCAGGUGACGGCAGCAGAUGGCAGCGGCCUGCGCUCACACACACAGGCCAUAGUUACUGUAACUGUCAUAGACACACAGGACAACCCACCGGUGUUCAGCCAGAAAGUUUACAGCUUUGUCAUGUUUGAGAAUGUGGGCGUGGGCUCAGUUAUAGGGACAGUGUCAGCCACCACUGUAGAUCUGAACACAAACAUUUCUUAUCUGAUCACCUCCGGGGACCAGAGGGGGCUCUUUGCGGUGAACAGCGCCGGUCAGAUCACAGCGUCCAGUCAGAUAGACAGAGAGGAGCAGGGCUUUUAUCAGCUGAAGGUCGUGGCCAGAGCCGGCGAGAUCACAGGGGAGGCGUUCGUCAACAUCACCGUGAAGGACUUGAACGAUAACGCCCCUCACUUUAUUCACGCCGUGGAGCACGUGAGCGCGGUGGAGAACUGGAGCACGGGUCACGUCAUCUUCCAGGCCAAAGCCGCUGAUCCCGACGAGGGCCUGAACGGCAUGGUGGUCUACAGCCUCAAACAAAACCCCAAAGGCCUGUUUCAUAUUCAUGAGAAGCACGGCCUCAUCACACUGACCGGGCCGCUGGAGGUCACCACCAGCUCCUACGAGGUCGAGGUCACUGCAGCAGACACGGGGGUGCCGCAGCACACCUCCAGCCUCGUCCUCAUCGUCAGUGUCUACGACGUGAACGACAACACGCCCGUGUUUGACCAGCUCUCGUAUGAGGUCAUCAUCCUGGAGUCGGAGCCUGUCAACAGCCGCUUUUUCAAAGUGGAGGCCACCGACAAAGACUCGGGUCUUAACGGGGAGAUUAUGUACGACAUCACCGGUGGAAACGUAGCUGACGUGUUUGGGAUUUUUCCAGACGGACAGUUGUACAUCAAAUCAGAGCUGGACAGAGAGACACAGGACAGAUAUAACCUGGUGGUCUUGGCCAAAGACCGAGCUGUGGAGCCGCUGAGCGCCACCGUCAACGUCAGUGUGAUUCUCGACGACGUCAACGACAACCGUCCUCUUUUUAAUAGCACUAAUUAUGUGUUUCAUUUUGAGGAGGAGCAGAGGAGGGGGUCGCUGGUUGGGCGAGUUUUCGCGGAGGACAAAGACUUUGGCCCAAACAGUGAAGUCAGAUACACAUUUGAGACGCCGCAGCCCAACUUUGAGCUGAACGCCAUCUCGGGGGAGUUGACCAGCACGCUGCAGCUGGACCGCGAGACGCUCAUGAGACAAAGAGGCGCCGCCGUGUUCAGCUUCGUGGUCGUCUCGUCAGACCAGGGUCUCCCCAAGCCCCUCAGAGACCAGGCCAAAGUGCAGGUUUACAUUCAAGACAUCAACGACAACCCGCCUAAAUUCACCAAAGACAUUUACCAGGCCUCCAUCUCAGAGUCUGCUCAGAACAUGACCCAGCUGCUCAGAGCCUCCGCCUCUGAUGUGGAUGAGAACAAGAACGGUUUAGUGCAUUAUCAGGUCACUGAGGGCAACGAGGAGGGGCAGUUCACUAUUGACGGCAGCUCUGGACAGGUCACAUUAGUUGGAAAGCUGGACUAUGAAUCUACAUCCUCCUAUUCUUUGAAAAUCAUAGCUGUAGAUGCCGGAGCUGUGCCCCUGUCCUCCUCCUGCAUGCUGAGCAUCAGCAUCCUGGACGAGAACGACAACUCCCCCUCCUUCCCUAAAUCCUCCCUGUCUGUGGACGUCCUGGAGAACAUGAGGAUCGGAGAGCUGGUGGCGUCGGUGACCGCCACGGAUUCGGACUCGGGUCAAAACGCAGACAUCACGUACAGCAUCACUGCCACAAACAACCACGGCACUUUCAGCAUCAGCCCCAACACCGGCAGCAUCUUCUUGGUUAAAAAGCUGGAUUAUGAGACUCAGUCGUUUUACAAACUCAACAUCACCGCGAAGGACAACGGCAGACCCCCCCGCUCCUCAUCCGUCCCUGUGGUUAUUCACGUCAGGGAUUUCAAUGACAACCCCCCCAUAUUCACCCCUGGUGACAUUUUCAAAUCCAUCGCUGAGAAUCUCCCCAUCUCAGCCUCGGUCAUGACGAUCACGGCCCACGACACAGACGCAGACAUCAACGGGGAGCUGGAGUACUCCAUUGUCCAGCAGAUUCCUCGGGGGAGCCACUUCACCAUUGACCCGAGCACUGGGCUCAUAUACACCAACAGAGAAAUCGACAGGGAGUUCUCCAAUCUGUUCGAGCUGACAGUCAAAGCCACAGACCAGGCGGUUCCGGCUGAGUUCCGCCGCUUCGCCCUGAAAAAUGUCACAAUCUGGGUCACGGACCAGAAUGAUAAUGUUCCCACCUUUGUGUCCCAGAACGCUCUCGUGGCCGAGCCCAACAUCGUCAUCGGCUCCAUCCUGACAACAGUGGUGGCCUUUGACCCCGACGACGGGGCAAACGGGGAAGUGGAGUACGAGCUUUUGGAAGGAGACUCGGACACGUUUAUAAUGGACAGGUACAGCGGGGACAUUCGCCUGGCCUCCCAGCUGGUGCCGUCCCGCCUCAUGUACACCCUCGCUGUGUCGGCCACUGACCACGGCACGGACCGCAAGACCUCCAGGACUGAGCUGACCAUCAUCCUCCAGGGGAUGGACGGGCCUGUUUUCUCGCAGCCCAAAUACAUCACCAUCCUCAAAGAGGGCCAGCCGCCGGGCACCAGCGUCAUCUCCCUCGAUGCCUCCAGCCCGCGCGGCUCUGCGAGCAGAGUGGAGUACUUCAUCGUGGCGGUGCGCAGCGGUGGGAAAGCCGUGGGGCGCCUUUUCACCAUCGGCCGCAACACUGGAGUGAUACAGACGGCCGCAGAGCUGGACCGUGAGAAAGGCUCCGACCUCUACCUGGUGGAUGUGUACGCCAUCGAGACGGACGCCAGCCAGCCCAGGACGCAGCGUGCUGAGGUGGAGAUCACGCUGCAGGACGUCAACGACAACCCGCCUGUUUUCCCUAAUGAUAUUCUCGACGUGACCAUUGAGGAGAACGUCGGCGAUGGCUUCAAGAUAAUGCAGCUAACAGCCACGGAUGCAGACGAGGGUCCCAAUGCUCUUGUGACCUACACCAUCAUCAGUGGGGCGGACGAGAGUUUCCGGAUCGACCCGGAGUCCGGCGAUCUGAUCGCCACCAAGAAACUGGAUCGGGAACGCCGGUCGAAAUAUUCCCUCCUGGUGCGCGCCGACGACGGGAAGCAGUCGUCCGACAUGCGGCUGAACAUCACCGUCAAGGACAUCAACGACCACACGCCCAAGUUCUCCCGCUCGACGUACUCCUUUGAUAUCCCCGAAGACAUGGCACCAGGCUCCAUCGUGGCGGCGAUCCUGGCCAGCGACUCUGACUCGGGGGUGAACGGAGAGGUCACCUACUCGCUGGAGGAAGACGACGAGGACGAGACGUUCCUGCUGAACCCGGUGACGGGAGUCUUCAACGUGACGCGUACCCUGGACUACGAGGCGCAGCAGUACUACAUUCUGACGGCGAGGGCUCAGGAUGGCGGCGGGCAGGCCAGCACGGUCAGGGUGUAUUUCAACGUGCUGGACGUGAACGACAACCCGCCCAUCUUCAACACCACGGCGUACAGCACGUCCGUCUCUGAGAGUCUGCCGCCUGGAUCCAGUAUCAUCACUGUCGGGGCCAGUGACGCCGAUGAUGGCCUAAACGCGCAGCUCACCUACAAAAUUGCCUCUGGCGACCCCCAGAGUCACUUCGUCAUCACCAAGGAAGGAGUCCUCCAGACCAAGAGGGCCCUGGACAGAGAAACACAAUCCUUCUACAACCUGGUGAUCACCGUCAACGACCUGGCUCCACCUCCCAUGAUCCGCUUCACCAGCACGGCUCAGGUGUCCAUCAUCCUCCUGGACGUCAACGACUGCUCGCCGACCUUCACCUCCCAGAAGAUGACCUACAUCCAGGAGAACACGCCUGUGGACACGGUGGUGUUUACCGCCAAGGCGGCGGACGCCGACAGCGGGCCCAACAGCUACGUUGAGUACUCCCUCAAAGGACCCUACGGUAACAAGUUCAGCAUCGGUACAGUGGAUGGAGACGUCAGGUUGGUUGGGGAACUCGACCGGGAGGAGCUUUCCAACUACACCCUCACAGUUGUGGCCACAGACAAAGGAGAACCGUCUCUGUCUUCAACCAUGGAUGUGACCAUGAUGGUUCUGGACGUCAACGACAACACACCAAGCUUCUCACAGAAUAUCUACGACAUCGAGAUCGAGGAGAACACCUUGACGGGGACCGAUGUCAUCCAGGUGUUCGCCAGCGAUGCUGACGGCGGCACCAAUGGCCAGAUUCGAUUUUCCAUCUCGGCGGGCAACGCCAACUCUGAUUUCAGGAUUGAUUCGGUCACGGGGGUGAUUUCAGUCGCCAAGCAGCUGGACCGCGAAGUUCGCUCUACAUAUUCACUCGUGGUGCAAGCUGCGGACCGCGGCAGCAGCCCCAGGGUGGACCGGGCCACCGUCAACAUCGUGCUGCUGGACGUCAACGACUGCUCACCUGUGUUUGAGCUCUCGCCUUACACGGUUAACGUGCUGGAGAACCUGGAGAGCCUGCCGAAAAACAUUCUGCAGGUCGUUGCCAGAGACGACGACCAAGGCGCCAACAGUCAGCUGAGCUACAUGCUGAGCGGUGGGAACGACGAGGCGGCGUUCAGCCUGUCGUCCAGCGGCCAGCUGAGCCUGACGCAGACCCUGGACCGCGAGGCCCAGGGGGAAUACGUCCUGCUGGUCACAGCCACCGACUCAGGUUCUCCUCCUCUGAGCGGAACGGGCACGGUGACGGUCCUGGUGGACGACGUGAACGACAACGUCCCCAUCUUCACCUCCUCCAUGUUUCACACCACCAUCAUGGAGGACGCCCCGACGGGGACGGACGUGCUGCUGGUCAACAGCUCGGACGUAGACGUGGGCGUCAAUGGAGUCAUAAGCUACAGCCUGACAGGAGGACACGGCCAGUUCUCCAUCAACCCCGCCACAGGACAGAUCAUUACCAGCUCGCUGCUGGACCGAGAGGACCGGGCCAAUUACCAGCUGCUGGUUGUGGCGACUGACGGAGGGCAGCCCGAGGGCCUGUCCAGCUCCGCCACUGUGUCCGUGACGGUGGCGGACAUCAACGACAACCCUCCACGCUUCCACCACCACCCCUACGUCACGCACAUCCCUGCCUCUACUGCAGCAGGGUCUUUGGUCUUUGCUGUGACUGUCACUGAUGAGGACUCGGGUUCCAACGCCCAGAUGCACUACUCCCUGAUGGGCCGCAACUCUGAAAAGUUCAAGAUCGACCCCGUCAGAGGAGCCAUCACCGCCAUCGAGAAGCUGACGGGAAACUCAGAAGUCACCCUCACGGUCCGAGUAAAAGAUGGCGGCAGUAAUCCCAAAACGGACAUGACCACUGUGACAGUCCGCUUUGUGACUGGAGGAAACUUCCCCGUCAUCAGGGUGAAGGAGCACACGUUCACGUUCCCCGAGAGCCAGUCGACGAACCACGUGGUCACGACGGUGACCGGGUCGUCUAUGAGGGGAGGACCGCUGUCGUAUUACAUCGCCAGCGGCAACCUGGAUAACGCUUUUCAUAUCGACCAGCUCUCAGGCGAACUGUCAAUCAGACACUCACUGGAUUAUGAGCACAUUCAGAAGUAUGUUCUCUGGAUCGAGGCCCGAGAUCAGGGCUUCCCGCCUUAUUCCUCCUACGAGAAAGUGGAAAUAACUGUGCUGGACGUGAAUGAUAAUCACCCGAAGUUUGACAAGGAUCCGUUCCACGCUGAAAUACUGGAGAGCCUUUCGCCUCAGCGGGUGCUGAUGGUGUCGGCUGUUGAUCUGGACAGCGGGCCCAACGGACAGCUGGAAUACGCCAUCAUUGACGGCAACAAGGAGAAUAGUUUCAACAUUAAUCGAGCGACUGGUGAAAUACGAAGCACCAGGCCGCUGGAUCGAGAGAAAGUGGCCCAGUACGCUUUGAAAGUCAAAGCCACCGACCGCGGGCUGCCGCCUAAAAACACGGCGGUCAAAGUGUUAAUCAGCGUUCUGGACGUUAACGACAACGCCCCGAGGUUUUCCAAAAUCUUCAGUGCGACAGUGGCUGAAAACGCCCCGGCGGGUUACACUGUCACCAGAGUCACCACCACGGAUGAGGACGCCGGUUCAAACGCCAUCAGCCGAUAUUCCAUCACAGACACGAGCCUCCCAUUCAACAUUAACCCGAGCUCAGGCGAUAUAACCAUAAGCAGACCGCUCAACAGAGAAGACACCGAUCACUACAUCGUCAAAGUGUCGGCCCACGACUCCGGUUGGACGGUGAGCACAGACGUCACCAUAUUCAUCACAGACAUUAACGAUAACGGCCCCAGGUUCAGUCGUCCCUCUUACUAUCUGGACUACCCUGAGCUCACUGACGUGGGCGCCCUGGUGACACGGGUGUCCGCCACGGAUCCCGACGAGGGUUCCAACGGCAGAAUUUUCUAUUUCAUCCGGUCUCAGUCCGAGUAUUUCAGAAUCAACGCCAGCUCUGGAGAGAUAUUUGUGAAGCAGCAGCUAAGAUAUCAAAACUCCACGGGUGCCAGUAGCAUAAAUAUUAAUCGCCACAGCUUCAUUGUCACCGCAUCCGACCGGGCGGUGAAGCCUCUGCUGAGCGAGACAACAGUAAUUGUAAAUAUUGUAGACAGCAAUGAUAAUCCGCCUGAGUUCGAUUCCCUGAGCUACUUUACCCCCGUCACCAAAAGUGUGAAGGUCGGCACCAGACUCAUUAGAGUCGUAGCUCAAGACAAAAAAGACUUUGGCCUUAAUUCUGAGGUGGAAUAUUUGAUAACAGGUGGAAACAGCUCGAGUAAAUUCAAACUGGAUAAAACGAGCGGGUGGAUUACUGUCGCCUCCUCCCUGACAUCUGACAUGAAGAAGACUUUCCUCAUUGACAUCACAGCGAGUGACAGAGGAAACCCUCCCCUGUCGGCGCGGACGUCAGUGCGGAUCGUGGUCACAGAGGAGAACCACCACACGCCUGAGUUCUCACAAAGCCAAAUCUCAGCCACUGUACCAGAAAGCCUCCCUGUGGGAACAGCCAUAAGGACCCUGUCUGCUAGAGACAAAGAUAAAGAAAUGAACGGCCUUAUCACCUACAAUAUUACUUCAGGCAACGACAAGGGCCUGUUUUCACUUAAUAGUAAAACCGGAGUGUUAUCCCUAGCUCAGCCUCUGGACUUUGAAGAGAAGCAGCAGCACAUGCUCAGAGUUUCUGCCACUGACGGCGGCUGGAUCGCAAAAACGAGUUAUGUCUCCGUCACCGUGCACGUAACUGACGUAAAUGACAACCCUCCUGUGUUUGACCCUGACGAGUACUUCCCCACUGUGCAGGAGAACGUUCCCAGUGGCACCACCGUGGUCAAAAUGAACGCCACAGACCGAGAUUCAGGCGCGAACGCAGUCAUGGCUUACGUGAUACAGUCAUCAGACAGCGACCUCUUUGUUAUUGACCCAAACUCUGGCACCAUCACCACGCAGGGCUUCUUGGAUUACGAGGCUAAGCAGGUCUACCAUUUAACAUUGAAGGCCUUCAAUGUCCCAGACGAGGAGCGCUGCAGCUUCGCCAACGUCAACAUUCAGCUGAAGGGAGCCAAUGAAUACGUACCUCGCUUUGUCUCCAAACAAUACUACUUUGAAAUCUCUGAAGCCGCUCCAAGAGGCACAGUGGUCGGGGAAGUGUUCGCCAGUGAUCGGGACCAGGGGGUUGAUGGAGUGGUUUACUACCUCAUUUUCGGGAAGAGCAGAAGAAAAGGCUUUGGCAUCAACAAGAAAACAGGUCAGAUCUACGUCACAGGUACUUUAGACCGUGAGAAAGAGGAGAAGAUUUCACUGAAGGUGUUGGCCAAGAACGCGGGGAGCAUCCGCGGGGCAGAUAUCGAUGAAGUGUUUGUGAACAUCACGAUUCUCGACGCCAACGAUCCUCCCGUUUUCACCCAGGAGCUGUAUGACGUGCAGGUCAGUGAAGGUCUCUCUCCAGGCGGUCUGGUUACCUUCGUGAGCGCCGAUGACUCAGACUCUGUCCCGAGCUGGAGCAGAUUUUCUUACUCCAUCUCUCCUGAGUUUGAUAAAAGUGUGUUUACUAUCAAUCCGAAGACCGGCCAAGUGUCUGUGGCUGCAGAGCUGGACAGAGAAAAGACUCCUGUGUAUAAUCUGACCAUUCUAGCUGUGGAUACUGGCACUCCUCCUGCAACCGGCAGCACCACAGUUAUUGUGAAUCUGGAAGAUAUCAAUGAUAACGGCCCCACUUUGACAACCGCUUACGCUGAGGUCAUGGAGAACCAGAGAGCUGGCAGUGCAGUGGCAACACUUACAGCCUCUGACACGGAUCUCCCCCCCAACCAAGGCCCCUUCUUAUUCAGCCUCCUCAGCUCUGGCUCUGCAAACAGCUACUUCCGCCUGAGUCCAGCUGGAGUGUUAACUACGAGUCGGGAGAUCGACAGGGAGCAGAUCAGCGACUUCUACCUCUCGGUGGUGAUCAAGGAUUCUGGCGUGCCUCAGAUGUCCUCCACAGGAACCGUCCACGUCAAAAUAAACGAUCAGAACGACAACCCGUCAGAGCCGAGGUCCAUGGAGAUCUUUGUCCACUACUUUGGAAACAUGUUUCCCGGCGGUUCCUUGGGAGACGUCAAACCCCAGGACCCUGACAUUCAGGAUAGGUUCCACUGCUCCCUCAUUCCUCCGUCCUCCGGUCUGUUCAGUGUCCCGACUGGAACGUGCAACCUCAACUCUAAAGCCCGGUCAACGGACGGAACUUUUGAACUAACCGUCCGAAGCAGCGACGGCGUCCACGGCUCAGUCAGUAAUACGGCCAGAGUCCUCUUCAUGGGCUUCACUAAUGCGACAGUGGACAACAGCAUUCUCAUUCGACUCAACUCCCAAGGAGUCAAAAACUUCCUCACCAACCACUACCUCAGCUUUUUACGCAUUGCCAACUCUCAGCUAGCAGGACUAGGCACCGGGGUGCUCCUGUAUGGAGCGUUUGAGCUCAACAAUCAGACUUUCCUGAUGGCAGCUGUUAAACGUGGCCAUGGACAAUAUGUCAACCCCAGCGGCGUGGCCACAUUCUUCCAGAGUAUCAAAGACAUUUUAUAUAGACAGAGCGGGGUGCAAAUAGAUGCGGUGGACCAUGAUCCUUGCACUCAUAACCCAUGCCAGAAUGGAGGCAGCUGCAAGCGGCGUCUCAGUGUCGGGCCCGAUAUGAAGACAGAAGAAAGUGUCCCAGUGAUCCUUGUUUCAAACCACCCCCUGCAGCCGUAUGCCUGCAGCUGCAGGCCAGGAUACACAGGCGCUCUGUGUGAGACAGACAUUGACGAGUGCCAGCCAUCGCCCUGCCACAAUGGCGGCACCUGCCACAAUUUGGUGGGAGGUUUCUCCUGCACCUGUCCUGAAGGUUUCACCGGGAUGGCCUGUGAGAGGGAUAUCAACGAAUGCCUCUCUAAUCCCUGCAAGAACGGGGCGCUGUGCCAGAACUUCCCAGGCGGAUUCAACUGUCUCUGCAAAUCCGGCUUCGCAGGCAAAACGUGUGACUCCAUCAUCAAUCACUGUGAGUGUAACCCAUGUUUUAAUGGUGGGUCCUGUCAGAACCGGGUGGAUGGAUAUUACUGUCACUGUCCGUUCGGGGUUUUCGGCAAGCACUGCGAACUGAACAGCUACGGCUUCGAGGAGCUCUCCUACAUGGAGUUUCCGUCCCUGGAUCCCAACAAUAACUACAUAUAUAUUAAGUUUGCAACCCUGCAGAGCAACGCGCUGCUCAUGUACAACCACGAUAACCAGACCGGAGACAAGGCGGAGUUCCUGGCGCUGGAGAUCUUCGAGGGACGGAUGCGCUUCUCCUUCAACCUCGGGAGCGGAACUUAUAAACUCAUGACCAUGAUAAAAGUUGCAGAUGGGCAGUUCCACACGGUCAUCGCCAGGAGAGCUGGGAUGGCUGCGUCUCUGACUGUGGACCUGUGUGGUGAAGACCAGGAACCAGGCUACUGUGCUGUGAGCAACGUGGCAGUGCACACUGACUGGAUCCUGGACGUGCAGCCCAACAGACUCUCGGUGGGAGGCGUCAGGUCAAUAGAACCCGUCCUUCAUCGGCGCGGUCAGAUCGCCACCCACGACUUUGUCGGCUGCAUCAUGGAGCUCGCCGUCAACGGCCGCCCGCUGGAGCCCAGUCAGGCGCUGGCAUCGCGUGGCAUCCUUGACAGAUGUCCGAGACUGGAAGGAGCCUGCACCGCCAGCCCCUGCAGACACGGGGGAACCUGCUUGGACCACUGGUCCUGGCAGCAGUGCCAGUGUGUGGACGGAUUCACUGGCAAAUUCUGUGAGAAAUACAUGUCGGCGGACACCGCCCUGUCGCUGGACGGCACCGGCCGGCUGGAUUACUCCCUGAAGUCGGGCCCCAAGCGCGACGUCCUGCUCCGGCAGUCGCUGCAGGGCUCGUCCCCGGACCCCGCCGGGCCCAGCAGCCUGGAGGUGAAGUUCAGGACGCGCGGCAAGAGCGGCACCCUGCUGCACGUGCAGGAGAGCAGCAACUACACCACUGUGAAGCUGAGGAACGGCAACAUCCAGUACAUCUCAGACGCCGGCGUCGGUGGGAAGGUGGAGCGGACCGUGGGGGACGCAGUGCUGUCGGACGGCCAGUGGCACACGCUCCAGCUGGUGAAGAACGGCUCGACCACUGUGCUCCAGGUGGACAACGGCCACCCCCGGGUCAUCCAGCAUCCCACGCAGGACUUUGGAGGUCUCGGGGUUGUGACCUUCUCUCUGGGAGGGAUCCCACCCGGACCUGCGCAGCAGAAAACUGGAGCAGGUUUCGAUGGCUGCUUGGCCUACGUGAAGUACAACAGGGAGAACCUGCCGUUUACCGGAGAACACAGCCUGGUGACCUUGACCAAGACCAGCUCAUCGGUCAAGAUCGGCUGCAGAGGUCCCAACCUUUGUGAGAGCAGUCCGUGCUGGGAUGGCCUGAUGUGCGUCAACCAGUGGUACACGUACCAGUGUGUCCCGCCCGGCGACUGCACUUCUAAUCCCUGCCAGAACCACGGCAGCUGUGUGCCUGAUCCCCACUCGGGUUACACCUGCGUCUGCUCCGAGUUCUACACAGGAAAGACUUGUGAGACCUUGGUGGCCUGUCUGGGUGUCCAGUGUCCUGAGGGUACUGUCUGCAAAACAGCCAACAAUGGUGGCUUUGUCUGCAGCCCCAGCCCCACGGCGGAGACGAUGGUCCUCCCCAUCUGGGCGGUGCCCGCCAUCGUCGGCAGCUGUGCCACUGUCCUCGCCUUGGUGGUUCUCAGCCUGAUCCUGUGCAACCACUGCAGGGGCCGCAACAGGACCAAAGUGCCAAAGGAACCCAAGGAGAAGAAGCCCAAGGAGAAGAAGAAGAAAAAGAAGAAGGGUAGUGAGAACGUAGCAUUCGAUGACCCAGAUAACAUCCCGCCAUACGGAGAUGACAUGACGGUACGGAAGCAACCGGAAGGGAACCCCAAACCGGACAUCAUAGAGAGGGAGAACCCGUACCUGAUCUAUGAUGAAACAGACAUUUCCCACAACAAUGAGACUGUGCCGAGCGCCCCCUGCGCCCCCUGCAAUGGCCCAGAGGCGGAUAUUGAACAUUACGACAUAGACAACGCCAGCAGCAUCGCUCCGUCAGACGCUGACAUCAUCCAGCACUACAAACAGUUCCGUAGCCACACACCCAAGUUUUCCAUCCAGAGACACAGCCCACUGGGCUUCGCCAGACAGUCCCCGUUGCCGCUCGGAGCAACAAGCUACACCUACCAGCCGCAGUACACGCAAGCGCUGAGGUCCACGCCGCUCAGCCACUCCCACUCAGCAUGCCCCACCCCCAACCCUCUGUCCAGACACUCCCCCGCCCCGUUCAACAAGCCCUCGUCCUUUUACCGAAACACCCCAACCAGAGAACUCAACCUGGCUCGCCGUGACGGCAGCCCACUGGAUCUGCACAAUGACAUGUGCCAGCCACCGCCCAUGUUCAACUACGCCACCCGGCUGGGGAGGCGCAGCAAGAGUCCGCAGACCAUGGCCAGCCACGGCCACACGUCCAGGCCGGGCAGUCGGCUGAAGCAGCCGAUAGAGCAGAUCCCCCUGGAGACGGGGCCGCCCGUGGGGCUAUCCAUUGAGGAAGUGGAGCGUCUGAAUACUCCACGCCCACGCAACCCCAGCAUCUGCAGCGCUGACCACGGGCGCUCCAGCUCUGAGGAAGACUGCCGCAGGCCGCUGUCAAGGGUCCGCAACCCCGCCGACGGCAUCCCGGCCCCAGAGUCCUCUUCAGAAAGUGACUCUCAUGACUCCUUCACCUGCUCGGAGAUGGAGUACGACCGGGACAAACCGGUUUCCUACAGCUCCCGCGUCCCCAAGCUCUCACAAGUCAACGAGUCGGACGCUGACGACGAGGACUACGGCGGGAGGCUCAAGCAGAGGCGUUACUCGAGUCGGAGGGCAGAGGGAGGGCCGGGUGUUUCCCAGAUGCCCCCUGGUGAGCAGCACUACACCCUGCCCCACAAACUGGGCCAGCAAGCUGGGGGCUUCAACUGGGACAAUCUGUUGAACUGGGGCCCCGGCUUUGGACAUUAUGUUGACGUGUUCAAGGACUUAGCUUUGCUUCCCGAGAACGCGGCGGCAAAAGACAUUGAAAUGAACAGUGGUGAUGGUUCAGUGACCAUUUUAAACGAAGGAGAAGCUGAGCAAUAUGUAUGAGACUAUUUAUUAUGAUGUACAAUAUGGUGACGUUCUCCAUUUUUAAAAAAAACAAGAAAAAAGGAAGACUGUACAUUUCAAGAGAGCAUUGGACUCCAUGUUUUUUUUUUUUUUUUUACAUUAUUCAAAAAUAAUAAGACGACUUUCAAUGCAGUAAGGCAGAAAAACAGCACCUGUAACAUGACAGAUUUUGUCAUUAUCCACCUUGGAAUAGUUUACCAGUCUCUUCUCGGUCCAAACUCCACUGUACAAUCGUGCUUUCAUCUCUCCGAGGCCUCAUUACAACGGAUCCAUUGACGCCGCUCGGCUCAGAAAGAUAAAUCCCUCUGUCUGAAUCCAAUUUAGCGACUGCAAAGCUCCAUUCACGUUAUCUUGAUCAAACAUUUCUGUUCUGCGUUACCAAUACGGCCUCUCCUCUCCCAAAAAAACUCCUGACACAUCCACAGCUGAGCGAUAGGAGCGGAGAUAACAUUAACACUCACAGGAAGGAAAUUCCCAAAAAAGAAAAACUCCCGGUGUCUUGUCUUUUUAAGGGGUCAAUUUUCAAUUAGCUUGAAACGAAGCAUGUGUGUAUUUGAUCUGACUGCACCUGUUACUGACAGGAUGCGCCCCCCCCCCCCUGAAAGCCAGUUGUGGCUCGCACGGUAUCCGCACCUACGUUAUGAUCGGACUGUCUCUGCCCUGGUGUGUUUCCCCCUCAGAAGACUGGCUAAACGCUCCAAGAGUGAGGAUUAAUGAAGUCUCCUGCCUUACAGACAUUUGAGGAUUUCAGUACCGGGGGGGGGGGGAACGCUUCCUCUUUUGUGUUUGCGGCCUGAGUCGAGUAGAAGAAGACUUUGUUUGUUUCUGGGGAGGGCGGGUGUAGAGCUGUCUGUCACAGAUUUGCAUUUUCUGACAAAGCCAAGUGUUUUUCAGGCAACGACGACGACGAUGAUGAUGAUGAUGAUGAUGAUGAUGAUGUUGAUGUAUGAUGAUGAUGAUGAUGAUGAUCGUAUAAACAUGACCCCGACUAAAAACACUAUGAACUUGUGUACAUUUUUUUAAUUCAUGAGAAAUCAUGGAGUCAUUUGUUGGUGUCUUCGUCCAUUAUUUUGACAUGUAUGGUUUCUACAUUUUUGUACUGUUUAUUAACUUAAAUUACUUAAGCUGUGUUUUUAUGGAUAUUUUCAUAUGCUGAAAUGUAUGUCCUUACUUUCGGGGAAAGUAAGAUUGAAGACUUAUUUUUUACAUUUGUUACGUAUGUAACAUCAGUAUUUUCCACUUUUGAUAAAACUAUAACAUGCUGUAUGCUUUGUACCUGUAAAAAGCCAAUAACAGAAUAAAAAAAAAAGUAUUUAUUUA
Molecule: messenger RNA, 16700 nt
Organism: Hippoglossus stenolepis (Pacific halibut)
Lineage: Eukaryota; Metazoa; Chordata; Actinopteri; Pleuronectiformes; Pleuronectidae
Product: protocadherin Fat 4
Exons: 17
Coding region: 441-15359 (4972 amino acids)
Biological process (GO): homophilic cell-cell adhesion
Cellular component (GO): cell-cell junction; plasma membrane
Molecular function (GO): calcium ion binding
Source: RefSeq, a predicted model, not a curated record